Leucoraja erinaceus (little skate) is the source of this 5720-nucleotide messenger RNA. RefSeq names its product gap junction protein, alpha 3 (gene gja3). The coding region runs from base 1713 to 2933 and encodes 406 amino acids. The transcript has 2 exons. NCBI's taxonomy places the organism in Eukaryota, Metazoa, Chordata, Chondrichthyes, Rajiformes, Rajidae. Gene Ontology annotation, biological process: cell communication. The record is from RefSeq and is a predicted model, not a curated record. Gene Ontology annotation, cellular component: connexin complex.
UAAAUAAAUGAAAUAUAUAUGUGAAGUUCGUUAUUUCGAGAUUGAUCGAUUACAUGCAAAAAAAUUAAAAGGAAUGUGUAAAUGCAGUCCGAGUAUUUUUUGGCUAAUACACAAUAAUAGUUAGUUAGUUGCUAUGUGAAUGUUUCUAUGGAUCAAACAUAACAAAAUAUAGUGUUAUCGCAGUGAAUUGUGAAUCAGCCAUUGAUCAAUGUGACAAAUUUCAGCGAGAUAUGUUUGUCUCAUAAGAUAAUUUACUGAGCAGGUGUAAUCAGUAUAAAUAAACGAUUUAAAAUAUUACUAAAUUCAAAGAUGAAAAAUAAAAGUACUGAAUCAAGUGAACUACAGUAUUUCAUUUGAUCGAUCCUUCAGGCUACUGGAUUUCUGAGAUAGGCAUUGCGUAAUAUUAGUUGCAUUCCUCGGGUACCCAUUUAUGGACAAUUUACCUGGAAAUUAAAAUGUGUAGCAGAGGGAAUUAGGACUUCUGUAGUGUGUGUUCAUAUUGUUUACAUUGCCACAUUUAUUUGACCUGUGCUGAACCUCUGAAAUUUGCAAUCUUAUGCAACAUUAUUGACUCCGAUUUUCUUUUCUUUAUUCACUUUUCCUAUGGGUUAUUUUUCGGUAAGAUAUCUAUAUUCUAAAAUGAUAUUUGUUUACAUCCAUUUGGCACAUAUUUCUUAACAAACGUUUGGGCACAACUCCAAAAUGAAAAUCUCGUAGCAUUAUCUAUUAAUUAUUAUGCACUAACUCAGUUGCUGCUUUUUAUGGGUAUACAUAUGAAUUGUAGACAAAUUCACUAUUCAUUCGUGUGCAGUUUUGCAAAUGGUGGACGAUCAGUUGCAAGGACUCACUAUUUAGUUUCAAAUUUUCAGCCAAUUCCAGUGUCCCCAGUAUUUGAUAAGUAAAGGGAGAAAUUGCCAUCUUGAUUCAGAUUCAAUUUUAAUUGUCAUUGUCAGUGUACAGUAGAGACAACGAAAUGCAUCUUGAGUACAUUAAAUAAUCAUUAAAUAUGGAAAACAUAAUCUGUCAACCAUUUAUCAGGGAAACGAUGCAUUAUAACAAAGAUUUGUAAAGGAUUCCAACCGUCAAUUUAUUGCAAGUAAAACCACACAAAGUGCUGGAGUAACUCAGCUGGUUAGGCAGCAUCUCUAGCGAACAUGUCCAGGUGACGUUUCCGGUCUGAACCUUUCUUCAAACUGCCAGCGAUGCUGCCUGACCCGAUAAGUUACUCCAGACAUUGUGUCUUCUAUUUGUACCCUGCCAUCUGCAGUUCCUUAUUUCUAUUUUCUGCUGAAUUUAUUGCCUUUCAUUUGACAAAUAUUUGCAAUAUAUAAUUGAUUCAAUGGAAUAUCUUCGGCACACUUAUAUUGCAAUUAAUUUCCAACUCAACAAAGCUUGCUGCGAUUGCUCAUAUUUUAAUGUCUACAACUAUUUGUAACAUAAGGUGGUAAUUCCACUGUCCAUUUUCAGGUCCGAAUAUCCAAUUCCGUUGCGAUUUUUGGCUUUCCAUAUGCUCUGUAUCUAAUGGAACUUUAAAAAAAAAUAUUGAUUGCUUUUGUAGGGCAGAGAUUUAAAACGAACGUAACCGGGUAAUUCUACUAGGUCGGCUUUCAGGACCGAAUAUCUAAUUCCUUUGAGAUUUUGGGCUCCAUUUGCUAUGUAUCUAAUGGCCCUUUGUUAUAUGGAUUGCUUUUCUAGGGUAGAGACUUAAAACAAUGGGUGACUGGAGUUUUCUGGGAAGGCUUUUGGAGAAUGCACAGGAACACUCGACUGUGGUAGGCAAGGUUUGGUUGACUGUGCUCUUCAUUUUCCGGAUCCUGGUGCUGGGUGCUGCGGCCGAGGAGGUCUGGGGGGAUGAACAAUCCGACUUCACCUGCAACACCCAACAGCCCGGCUGCGAGAACGUUUGCUAUGACAAGGCAUUCCCCAUCUCCCACAUACGGUUCUGGGUGCUGCAGAUCAUCUUCGUCUCCACGCCCACCUUGAUCUACCUGGGCCACGUGUUGCACAUCGUGCGGAUGGAAGACAAGAGGAAAGAGAGGGAAGAGGAGAUCAGGAAAGUCAAGGAUCAAGGAGACAAAGAACUGCUGCUUCAAAAUGGCAAGAAGGGCAAACUUCCUUUUAGGGAUGAACAUGGUAAAAUCCGAAUCCGAGGCGCCCUUUUACGCACUUAUGUUUUCAAUAUAAUUUUCAAGGCGAUGUUUGAAAUUGGAUUUAUUGUAGGUCAGUAUAUCUUGUAUGGCUUUGAGCUUAGACCUCUGUACAGGUGCGAUAGAUGGCCAUGUCCCAACACCGUGGACUGCUUCAUCUCACGGCCAACGGAAAAGACUAUCUUCAUCCUAUUUAUGCUUGUGGUGGCUUGCGUGUCCCUUUUAUUGAAUCUGUUGGAAAUCUAUCACCUGGGCUGGAAGAAGCUGCGGCAGGGAGUGACCAACCGGCACCCCGUGGACAUGCAACACAAGGCCGAGCCGGUGACCCCGCUGGCCAGGACUGUGCAGAGCAGCUUCACCUACCCUUACUUCCCCGACACGACGGAGGGUCCCCACCCCUACCCGGGGGCGCCGUCCGCCGACUACAAGCUGGCGGCGCUGCCCGAGGACCGGCCGCCUUGUGCGGGCUACAACAACAACAAGCUGGCGGCCGAGCAGAACUGGGCCAACUUCGCCGCCGAGCACACCCGCGAGUUGAAGCCCGGUGGUGGAGAUGGUGGAGGAGGAGGAGGAGGAGGGGGAGGAGGAGAUGGUGAUGGAGGCCGCGGCGGCAGCACCCCCCCUCCUGCCGCGCCGGCGCCUCCCACGCCGACUAAUGAGGACAGCGACGGCCACGUGACCGCCACGGUGGAGAUGCACGAGCCGCCCGGCGCCGACACGCGCCGCCUGAGCCGCGCCAGCAAAGCCGGCAGCGCCAGAGCCAGGUCCGACGAUCUGGCCGUUUAGCGCCGGCUUUGCCCUCCUCCCAUUCCCUCCCCUCCUCCAAAAAGCAGUGCAAAGGUUUUAAUGCAAAAAAAGAAGUCGGGUGGGUGGGAAAAAACAUCCGUAUUGGAAUGCUGAUGAUUGCAAUGCGCUCUGGGAGUUGUAGCUUGCACAGAUAUGACGAUUCUUCUGUUAAAAUUGGGUUACAUACCCAUUAGCCUUAACAUUUAUACAUGCGCUAUUUUAUCACUUUUAAUAAAUGGGGAAAAAACAUAUAGACAACUUAAUUCGGAGGCCGCAGGAUUAAAACAAUGGUUCCAAUUCCCAUCAUGUUGGACCCAUGCCUGAAUUAGCAUGUUGUAAUCAUAAUUGAUGCAUGGCCAUUAAUUGCACCUCUAAACACUCAUUUUACCAAACCCACCACCACAAGUUGACUUAAGAACUGUACUUUUUUAAUAUGUCAAUUAUUUCAUGGCAAGGUGAGACGUCUACAGUAACACAACUCCUUAAAUGUCUUAUUCAACUCAUUGAAAGCUGCUCCUGUUUAGACAUAUGCACUCUGUGAUGCUAAGCAGUCAUCUUUAAACUAAUACCGUGGGUAAAAUAAAUCUCUAAAGCUGAACAUCAAAUCACAGAAUGCGUUAUGCAUGACACAUCCUCAAUUUAGUGCUAUCGCAGUUAUCAAUAUUUAACUUCUUGGUUUUCAUCCAUCUCCACUGUUCCACUUAUCAGAGCAGAUUUCAAAUUACACUGUACGUGAUGGCAAACUAAAGUAGAAGGACUGAGAGAUAAGCACGGAACAUGAUUUUGAAUGCCUUUUAUUCAUAAAAAGCAUCAAAGCUAGGCAAUAUGCUCAAACCAAUUAUAAAUUAAAGGGGUAUGCACUGCAGUUUAUUUAUGUGUGAGGGCAUGUUUGUGUGUUUUAGUAGAUACAAUAGUGCUCUAACAAAUUGGGCACUGCCGCAUCAAAGGAAAAGAUGGCUUGAAGCACCAAGAAGUAAAAUAAAAGUAUGGUUUGCAGUAAAGAAAAACGUUUAUAGAACAACGUUGUUAUAUUUCAUAGAAAAAAAGUUUUUAGGUGAAAUUGAAAUGGUCCCAGUGUUUCUUCAAGAACAUAACAUUUUUGCACACACUACCUUUUAAACACAAUUAGGUUUGGAAGUUCUAAAUAAUUGUACUCAUUGCAGUAAAUGUUCCGAGCAAAUAUUACUAAUAUUCCAGAGUAUAUGUACCAGACUAUAUAUAAUUCAGAGCAUGGUAGUGUAAUCUCAAACCUGUUAUUAGGUUGGGUGGGGAAUUGGGAGUAGGGAUGUGGAACCAGAGGGAAAGUGAGUUUCAUUUCGUUCCUUUGGCAUUUGAUUUUGCUGUAUUUCCCAAGAUUAAUUAUCUUGGCUAAUAUCAGGAAAACAAAGUGAUGAAGUAUAAUUUGCUUACUGGCAGUUUCGGUUUAAAUCUUGCAAAUUAUCUGACACAAAGUUGCAAAGACUAUAAAUGUCAAUUUUUUCUCAGACAUAAACAUUUUAAUAAAAAGUGUGAAUGCUUAGAAAUGAAUUACGUAUCUAUGGAGACUUUCCUAUAUAUUGGAAGUUAUCUAGGUUUCAUUUUUUAAGGCAUAUUGGUUGAGAAGGAAACACGUUUUACUAAAAUGUUCAUAUCUUUUAAAUCAAGAAAUGUUUAUUUUCUCCGAUUGGUUACUUUUGUGCAGGAACUGUUUUCAAAGUAUAGUUUCUUGCCUGAGAUUCUUGAGAGCAAUUCACUUUAGAACAAGUUUAUUUGUAGCCCUCUGUUUAGCUACACUGAAAAAAAUGCACUGAAACAAAACAAAUCAACUGUUAUGAAUAAAAUUAUUUCAUAGCUCAUUUUAAACAAGUGGCCCUGGCUUUGAUGAAUAUACUAGAGAACUAGCCAACUAAAUACAUGUAAACAUUAUGUAUCCCUUGAAUUAAGAAAUCAUAAGCUAACUUUUAUGUUUUCCUCAGAUUGAUUUAGGUUUCGAGCUUGAUAUGAUAUUAAUUACUGAAACCCUAUUGAUAAUGAACAAAUCAAGGAAUCAAUUUGUAGGUGUAUUUUCUUAAUGCGUUUUUUUCCCAUUCAUUUUUUUGUACAAUGUUUUGUAUCUUUGUAACUUUGUUUUGGUUCCUGAAAGUUUACCUUAUCAAAAAUUGCACAUCUCAACAAAAUAAAGUUUACAUUAUUAGACAGCAAAUUCUAAGAAAAUGGGCCUGGUCUUAUGCAGCAAAUCCCAAAUGUAAUGUCUUAAUACAAAAUUAGAGCUCUUACAAAAAAGGCAGUACAGCAUACAAAUGGAAGUUAUUUAGGUUGUUACUGUAUACACUUUAUUUUUACUGAUUAGGAGGACUACAUAGCUAUAGUAACAGAGUAAUUCGCUUUGUAAUAUAUUACCAUGGCAAUGAGAGCUAUGUACCAUAUUUGGUAAUUAGUUAUAAAAAGAUGUACUUGACCAAAAGACGAUAUUAAGCGAGAUAAAUUAUUUUAUACAUGGGAUUUGAAUCAAACUGAUUAGGUUUCUUAAUUCAAUAUCUGUUGCUUCAUACCAUGCCUUGUUAACAGCCAGUCUUGCUUACAGGCUUCAAAGCCUGCUUGUUGCCCAUGAAACCUAUUAUUUACCAAAUAUCAGUUCUCACUAGAGGUAAAGAACUUGCUGGGCAGUCAGGGACAUUUAAUGAUUUGGAGCGAAAGCAACAAAGCUGUUCUAAGUGCUGUCUUUAAAGAAGUGCCUUUGUAUUCUACUCUGUAAGAGCAAAUUGAUGUAAAUGUUACUUUACCUCAAAUGUUUACAAAUGUGUUACC